GCAGGAGGACGCUAUUUGAGCAGAUUUUCUUCCUUCACCCGGCUUUCUGAACGAUAAAGUUUUUUUUUCUUCUUUGAACCUUUUUAUCUCAAAUAAGGUGAUCAAAGAGGUUUGAAAUUUGCGUGUUUUUUUUUCUGUGUUGCUCUGAAAAGUGAAAAAAUGCCCCAGAACAACAACAAGAAAGUACCAAGUGCAAUUGACAGGGUUGCCAGUCUGCCUGUGGUCCUUUCAGCUUGUUCCACAUUAUCAGUCCUGUAUAAAGACACUAAAGACAGGAACCCUAGCCUGAAGUCUCUGUGUGAAGGCCUGGAGAGAAGAAUGGCCAGUCUGACCACUGCUGUGUACUCCAGGGUUUCACCUGUCAUUGUUAAACUGGAGCCCAAAAUUUCUGCUGCAAAUUACGUUGCGUGCAAAGGUCUAGACUGGCUGGAGACCUCAUUUCCUGUGCUACAGUCCCCCACAGAUGAGGUGGUUGCUGCUGCCAAGAACAAGAUGGGUGACCUUCAGGGGGUGGUGAGCGAUGCAGCCAGUGGAGCUGCUGAGUGUGUCCAGCACACGGUCUCAUGGGUGGUGAGCAGGAUCCCCCAGGUUGAGGAUGAUGAUGGAACAAACCAGUCUUUGGUGCAGAGAGCCAUCAGAGUGACCACUCUGGGAUUAGACUCAGCCUUGACCUUGUCAGAGACCCUGAUAGAUGAUGUGUUUCCACCAACAGAAGAGGAUAGAGAAAAAGCUCACUUGGAGGGAUCGAAGGCUGCUGCUCCCAGCAGAAAUUACCCAGUGCGACUGAUCAGACUCACCACCAAGCUGUGUCAGAGGUCCUACCAUGCUGUCUGCUUAAAGAUCCAGUUUGUUCAGGUCAGGGAGACUUUAUCAAGGUCUACUGGUGUGGUUCAGGACCUACAGAAGAACUGUCAGACCCUGGUGUGGAGCCUUCGAGGACUGCCUCAGUACUUGCAGCAUCAGACGGUUGCUGUGCUUUUGUUCUUCACCCAGAUGUACAGCUUGGGACAUCAAACGUCAAAACCAGAACGGUUUCAGGGCAGAACCGGCCUCAGGGUUGUCGGGGCAUCGCCCUCCAGAGAACCGGGUCGCCUGCAAUCUGCUUUGAGAACAAGGCCCACCAAGACGCAUGCAUUUGAGAAUGGCUAUAACGUUAAGGAAUGUGUUCAAAGUUAUAAUCGCUGAUUUAUUUAAUGUUCUGCUUGUUUUUGGAUGUUGAAACUAAAAUAAAUGACUCAAACUCA
Molecule: messenger RNA, 1244 nt
Organism: Austrofundulus limnaeus
Lineage: Eukaryota; Metazoa; Chordata; Actinopteri; Cyprinodontiformes; Rivulidae
Product: perilipin-2
Exons: 6
Coding region: 160-1185 (341 amino acids)
Biological process (GO): lipid storage; positive regulation of triglyceride storage
Cellular component (GO): lipid droplet; cytosol
Source: RefSeq, a predicted model, not a curated record